AUGAGACCCGAAGUCGAGCAGGAGCUGGCCCAUACGCUCUUAGUUGAGCUUCUGGCAUACCAGUUCGCUUCCCCGGUCCGAUGGAUUGAAACUCAAGACGUUAUUCUCGCGGAGAAGAGGACAGAGCGCAUCGUUGAGAUUGGCCCAGCAGACACGCUGGGUGGAAUGGCCAAACGAACCAUAUCUUCAAAAUACGAAGCCUACGACGCAGCGACCUCCGUCCAACGACAGAUUCUUUGCUACAACAAGGACGCAAAAGAAAUUUAUUACGAUGUUGAUCCUAUUGAGGAAGAGGAACCAGAACCCUCUCCAACAAGUGACGCUGCUCCCGCCGCUGCACCAACUGCUGCUGCUGCUGCUGCGGCUCCGGCUACCGCCGUCGCACCGCCUGCACCAAGUGCUGGACCGGCUGCUGCGAUAGCGGAUGUUCCAGUUCCUGCCGUUGAUAUUGUUAGAUCACUAGUCGCACAGAAACUAAAGAAGAAUUUUGCAGACAUUCCGCCUAACAAGGCGAUCAAAGAUUUAGUAGGAGGUAAAUCCACGCUCCAGAACGAAAUUCUUGGUGAUUUAGGCAAGGAAUUUGGCUCAACACCCGAGAGACCUGAAGAUACCCCUAUUGAUGAGCUCUCCGGCGCGCUACAGGCAACCUUCAAUGGCCAACUUGGCAAGCAAUCUGCAUCUCUGGUUGCCAGACUGGUAUCUUCUAAAAUGCCAGGUGGCUUCAACAUCACUGCUGUCCGAAAGUACCUCGAAACCAGAUGGGGGCUAGGUAGUGGCCGACAAGAUGGCGUUCUCCUUCUCGCCAUGACUAUGGAGCCUGCCUCCCGCCUUGGCUCAGAAAACGACGCCAAAGCAUAUCUAGACGACGUUGCCAACAAGUAUGCUGCGAUCCAAGGCAUUACUCUUGCUACACCUGGCGCUGGCGGUGAUGGCGGAGCCGCGGCCGGAGGGAUGAUGAUGGACCCUGCUGCCAUCGAUGCAUUAACGAAAGAUCAAAGAGCUCUUUUCAAACAACAGUUAGAAAUCAUUGCACGCUACCUAAAGAUGGACUUACGAGCCGGCGACAAAGCCCACUUAACAUCGCAGGAAUCUCAUACUGCCUUGCAGGCUCAAUUAGAUUUAUGGCAUGCGGAACACGGUGACAUCUACGCGUCCGGCAUUGAGCCAUCUUUUGAUCCCUUAAAAGCGCGUGUAUAUGAUUCAUCGUGGAAUUGGGCAAGGCAGGAUGCUCUGAGUAUGUAUUUUGAUAUCAUCUUUGGCCGGUUGAAGGUUGUGGACCGUGAAAUUGUGAGCCAGUGUAUUCGCAUCAUGAACCGCUCGAAUCCUCUUCUUCUCGAUUUCAUGCAGUAUCACAUCGAUAACUGCCCGACCGAACGCGGCGAGACAUACAAAUUAGCCAAGGAACUCGGGCAACAGCUAAUUGAAAACUGCAGAGAGGUUCUACAUACAGACCCUGUGUACAAAGAUGUCGCUGUUCCAACUGGACCGCAAACCGUGGUUGAUGCCCGCGGUGCUAUCAAUUACCAAGAGGCCCCGCGUGCGAGUGUACGCAAACUAGAACAUUAUGUCAAGCAGAUGGCUGAAGGUGGCCCAAUUUCCGAAUACAGUAACCGCACUAAGGUUCAGAAUGAUUUAAGAAACGUCUAUAAGCUAAUCCGCAAACAACAUAAGUUAUCUAAGUCAUCUCAGCUUCAGUUUAACGCCAUGUAUAGAGAGGUGCUCCGCGCUCUUGCUAUGAAUGAACAUCAGAUCAUGCCACAUGAAAACGGAAGUGCUAAAAAGGGAACACGCAGCGGUUCUCGAUCUCCUGUUAAUGGAACAAACAUGAAGCCAGGCAAGAUUGAAACCAUUCCGUUCUUGCAUUUGAAAAGGAAGAAGGCACAUGGUUGGGAAUAUAGCAAAAAAUUAACUGGAGUCUACCUUGAUGGACUUGAGUCAGCCGCUGCUGCUGGUCUUACUUUUAGUCAUAAAAAUGUUUUAAUGACCGGUGCUGGCGCUGGCUCUAUCGGUGCAGCAGUACUUCAAGGUUUGAUCAGCGGCGGCGCCAAAGUCGUUGUUACAACGAGCCGAUUUAGCCGCCAAGUUACCGAAUAUUACCAAACAAUGUAUACUCGAUAUGGGGCUAGGGGCUCUCAAUUAGUUGUUGUUCCUUUCAAUCAAGGCAGCAAGCAGGAUGUUGAGGCCUUGGUCAAUUACAUUUAUGACACCAAAAAUGGUCUGGGCUGGGAUCUUGACUACGUCGUUCCAUUUGCUGCCAUUUCUGAGAAUGGGCGUGAGAUUGACAGUAUCGACUCUAAAUCAGAAUUAGCACACCGUCUCAUGUUAACCAACAUUUACCGUUUGAUUGGUUGUGUCAAGACACAAAAACAAGAACGAGGAUUCUUAACGCGACCUGCUCAAGUCAUUCUGCCGCUAUCCCCUAACCACGGCACAUUCGGAAAUGAUGGUUUAUAUUCGGAAUCUAAGUUAGGCUUGGAAACGCUUUUCAAUAGAUGGUAUUCCGAAAACUGGGCUCACUAUUUGACCAUUUGUGGCGCUGUCAUUGGAUGGACCCGUUCUACUGGCCUCAUGAAUGCAAAUGACACAAUUGCCGAAGGUGUCGAGAAACUUGGCGUUCGAACAUUUUCACAACAGGAAAUGGCAUUUAAUUUGCUUGGGCUUAUGGCACCAGCCAUUGUCGAUCUUUGCCAAAGCAAUCCGGUGUUUGCUGAUUUGAAUGGCGGCCUUCAGUUCAUUCCUGACCUCAAUGCGCUCAUGCGAAAGCUACGUGGUGAAAUGGUUGAGACAAGUACUGUUAGACAGGCUGUUAUCAAGGAAACCGCUUUGGAAAAUAAGGUUGUCAAUGGAGAGGAUAGUGAGACUCUAUACAAAAAGGUGGUUACAGAGCCAAGGGCAAACAUUAAAUUCGAAUUCCCCACUUUGCCAGAAUGGAAGGAUUUGGAGUCAAUUAAUAAGGAUCUUAAGGGGAUGGUUAAUCUCGAUAAAGUAGUUGUCGUUGCCGGUUUUGCUGAACUUGGCCCAUGGGGUAACUCGAGGACCCGUUGGGAGAUGGAGGCAUACGGCGAAUUCUCUUUGGAAGGAUGUGUUGAGAUGGCUUGGAUCAUGAGCUUGAUCAAGAAUCACAACGGACCUAUCAAGGGCAAACCUUACUCUGGAUGGGUAGAUGCGAAGACUGGCGACCCUGUUAGUGACAAGGACGUUAAAGCGAAAUACGAGAAAUACAUCCUGGAGCAUUCUGGUAUACGUCUUAUCGAGCCAGAACUAUUCAGAGGUUACGAUCCUAAUAAGAAGCAGCUUCUACAAGAAGUCGUACUUCAAGAGGAUCUUGAAACUUUCGAAGCUUCCAAAGAAACUGCGGAAGAGUUCAAACGCGAACACGGCGACAAAGCCGAGAUUUUUGAAAUCAAGGAAUCCGGCGAAUUCACCGUUCGUCUUCUCAAGGGUGCCACCCUUUUCAUUCCCAAAGCCUUGAAGUUUGACCGUCUUGUUGCUGGUCAGAUUCCAACUGGAUGGAACCCCAAAAAUUACGGCAUCCCUGACGACAUUAUCAGCCAGGUUGAUCCCGUUGCUCUGUAUGUUCUUGUCUGUACAGCGGAAACUCUGCUCUCGUCUGGGGUUACAGAUCCUUAUGAGUUCUACAAAUACAUCCAUGUUUCUGAGCUUGGCAACUGCAUCGGUUCCGGAAUCGGCGGGUCUCUUGCUUUGAAAGGAAUGUACAAAGAUCGGUAUCUAGACAAACCGCUUCAAAAGGACAUUUUACAGGAGUCCUUCAUCAACACCAUGAGUGCGUGGGUGAACAUGUUGCUUUUGUCAUCCAGCGGUCCGAUCAAAACACCUGUUGGAGCUUGUGCGACAGCUGUUGAAUCCAUUGACAUUGGAUAUGAGACAAUUGUUGAGGGUAAAGCCCGUGUUUGCUUUGUUGGUGGAUUUGACGAUUUCCAAGAAGAAGGCUCAUACGAGUUUGCCAACAUCAAUGCUACCAGUAACGCAGAGACUGAAUUUGCCCACGGAAGAACUCCUCAAGAAAUGUCGCGACCUACUACGACCACAAGAUCCGGUUUCAUGGAGUCGCAAGGGUGUGGUAUGCAGCUGAUCAUGAGUGCUCAGCUUGCCUUGGAUAUGGGCGUUCCUAUCUACGGUGUUCUUGCUCUAACUACUACUGCUACUGACAAGAUUGGCCGAUCUGUGCCAGCGCCUGGCCAAGGUGUUUUGACCACCGCUCGCGAAAACCCAGGCAUGUUCCCAUCUCCACUUUUGGAUAUUAAAUACCGUCGACGACAACUGGAACUCAGACGAACCCAAAUCAAGCAAUGGCAAGAGUCAGAACUGCUAUACCUCCAAGAAGAAGUCGAAGCUAUGAAGUCCCAGGCCGCUGAGCCCUUUGACGAAAAGGAAUAUCUACAGGAGCGUGUGGAGCACAUCCAUCGUGAAGCCAUCCGACAGGAAAAAGACGCCCAGUUUGCGCUCGGCAACAAUUUCUGGAAGCAGGAUUCUCGCAUUGCUCCUCUUCGAGGUGCCCUUGCAACGUGGGGUCUUACAAUCGAUGAUCUUGAUGUUGCUUCCUUCCACGGCACCUCAACGGUUGCCAACGACAAGAAUGAGUGUGAUGUUUUAUGCAAACAAAUGAAGCAUCUUGGCAGAAAGAAGGGCAAUGCCCUCCUUGGUAUUUUCCAGAAGUAUUUGACUGGACAUCCAAAAGGUGCUGCUGGUGGAUUCAUGUUCAACGGCUGCUUACAGGCCCUGAACAGUGGCCUCGUUCCUGGUAAUCGAAACGCGGAUAAUGUUGACAAAAUUAUGGAGAAGUUUGACUAUAUCGUAUACCCAAGCCGCAGCCUCCAGACUGAUGGGAUUAAGGCAUUUUCUGUCACUUCAUUCGGAUUCGGGCAGAAGGGCGCCCAGGCGAUUGGUAUUCACCCCAAGUAUCUUUUCGCCACCUUGAGCGACACUCAAUACGCCGCAUACAAGACAAAGGUCAAAGCUCGCCAGAAGAAGGCAUACAGAUACUUCCACAACGGAUUGAUCAAUAACAGCAUCUUCGUUGCUAAGGAUAAAUCACCUUAUGACGAUAGCCAGGAAUCAGGGGUCUUACUUAACCCUGAUGCCCGUGUAACUCUCAAUGAGAAGACAUCUCAGUUCAAUUAUCCAGCUAAGAAUGCUGCUCGCAAGACCUCUGAGAGUACUAAGGAAAUGGUAGAGAAGCUAGCGAAGGCUGCUGCGGGGAACAGCACUCGUGUUGGUGUCGAUGUUGAGAGUCUUGAUGCGAUCAACAUUGAGAACGAAACGUUUAUUAAACGAAACUUCACAGCUGCUGAGCAGAAGUAUUGCCUGCAGGCUGCAUCCCCCAGGGCCUCCUUCACAGGACGGUGGAGCGCAAAAGAAGCUGUCUUCAAAUCUCUUGGCGUUCCAGGAAAGGGCGCCGGAGCACCUCUAAGGGAUAUUGAGAUCACAAACGAUUCCAACGGUGCUCCAGUUGUUACUCUGCACGGCGAGGCUGCAGAUGCUGCGAAGCGAGCGGGCAUCAAAGGCGUCAGCGUCAGCAUUAGUCACAAUGACUCUCAAGCUGUAGCUGUUGCUCAAGCUACAUUGAACUAG
Ophidiomyces ophidiicola is the source of this 5592-nucleotide messenger RNA. Its product is annotated as beta subunit of fatty acid synthetase. NCBI's taxonomy places the organism in Eukaryota, Fungi, Ascomycota, Eurotiomycetes, Onygenales, Onygenaceae. Gene Ontology annotation, cellular component: fatty acid synthase complex. The record is from RefSeq and is a predicted model, not a curated record. The transcript has 3 exons. Gene Ontology annotation, biological process: long-chain fatty acid biosynthetic process. Gene Ontology annotation, molecular function: 3-oxoacyl-[acyl-carrier-protein] synthase activity; 3-oxoacyl-[acyl-carrier-protein] reductase (NADPH) activity; fatty acid synthase activity. The coding region runs from base 1 to 5592 and encodes 1863 amino acids.